AUGCUGCCGGCGGGCUUCCCGAACAGCACGACGCCGGACUUCGUGGCGGUCGCCUGGUGGGACGCCAUUCAGACGCUCUGCAGUAGUAUUAUGUCCACCUUGUCGAUUCGCGCGGUAUUGAUCGGGGUCGGGGUGGGGGCCUCCACCGCCAACACCGUCAGCUCGACGGCGUCGUGGAUGCUGCGGGAUGGGAUGCUGGUCGUCGCCAACAUCGUCCUCUCCACGCUGUGGAGUGGGCGGUUGGGGAGCCGUGCGAAAACCUGGCGGCAUAUCGCGGAUAUCUGCAAUAAUCUUGCCUUGCUGGUGGAGUUGUGCUCGUCGUGGUUUAGCCGCUAUUUUUUUCUCGCGCUCGUGGCGACGGCGUCGAUUUUGAAAGCGCUGGUGGCCGUCACGGGCGAUGGCGUUCGCCAGACUUUAAUCCCGCACUUUGCGAAGAAAGGAAACGCCGCGGAUGUGGAUGCCAAGAGCCGAACUUUUAACAACAUGGCAACUUUUCUCGGGCUGCUCCUUGGAAACGUCGUCGCCUUUGUGACCCCUCCGACGUCAUGCGAAUCGACCCUCCGAGCGUUCUUUAUAUUUUCCAUCGGAUUUCAGCUUGCGAGCCAAAUGACGAUUCGCUCAAUGGUCUUCACGCGUCUCAACGCCCCGCGUUUGGAAUGGUGUCUAGGUCGCUUUUACGACCAUGAGGUGGGGAUUAAGCGCACAGCGAAGAAAACCGACACGACCCUGGAAAGUGUCCCCAAUUCCGUGCAGAAUGGAGAGAGGGGGUCGAUUUCAAGUUGCUUGGAUAUCUCCCCCGAAGUGGCGAAUAAAAAGGAAAGUGUGUAUACAUUACCCUCACUAACGCUACUUCCCCAGUUCAUGCCGCUCUGUGCGCUCAAACAAUUCUUGUAUAAAUAUCUUCAUUUUCUUUCCAUAAAAAUAUAUUUUGGCGCUUCUCUUUUUACAAUAUUACAUAAUAAUUCUAACCUUGCUUCUUCAAUUAAACAUUGCAUUAUUAAAAAAGUGGGCGAAAGCCUGUCAACGCGCGGUGUGGCUCUUCUCUUUGACGAAUCUCACCAGACCUAUUACGUCUUGUUUUCCGAGAUCCACAGUAAAGAUGGCCACCCAAAGAGCUGGGAGGGCUUCGCCAAGCAGCUUACCCUGACGUCGCUUUCACAGAAAAAAAUGGAGUCGGGAUCGGCGUCCCAUCGCGAUCGGGGGGCCUCCCAAACCUCGGUGAAGCUUUUAAGCACCAAUGGGGUUCAGCCGGAGGCGGAGUUGGAGAAGGCCACCCAACGCGCUUUAUGGGCGUAUUUCUAUGCGUACAGCCACACCCGCGCGAUGGCGCUCCCACGACAAAACGGUACGACGAUGUCCACGCAGGCCAAAGAGGGCGCUCCACCCCACAACAAAGACGCCGCCUCCCACGCCGCGAUCCUGGGACGUCAGGACGACGCCACACUGCACGUUAUUCAAUCGCUUCGCGCUGACGGCGUGUUGGACUUGCGUCGACAGCGCUGUAAGCCACGCCCGGAAUUUCAGGAAAACGCAGAGGACAAAAUGGUUAAAUUAGACCAAGACUCGGACGACGACCAUCUGUAUCCACUGUACCUUCGCUUCAUCUCGGACCUUCAACGAAAUGGUUGGAUGAUGGAUCGAUUAAUGGUCCCUCAACAAGGUCAUACUAUUGUGGUUCAGCUUUAG
Molecule: messenger RNA, 1686 nt
Organism: Phytomonas sp. Hart1
Lineage: Eukaryota; Euglenozoa; Kinetoplastea; Trypanosomatida; Trypanosomatidae
Source: the annotation of a GenBank genome assembly